Messenger RNA from Lottia gigantea (owl limpet), 828 nucleotides. RefSeq lists its product as hypothetical. The transcript is spliced from 7 exons. Gene Ontology annotation, cellular component: midbody. The record is from RefSeq and is a predicted model, not a curated record. Gene Ontology annotation, biological process: midbody abscission. NCBI's taxonomy places the organism in Eukaryota, Metazoa, Mollusca, Gastropoda, Lottiidae. Bases 91 to 828 code for a protein of 245 amino acids.
CGCCCAUUGAAAACAACAACACAGUCACAGAGAACAGAUAAUAAACUUGAUAAACUAGAUGGUUUCCGUCAAAUACUAGUUAUUUUUAAGAUGAGUGAUGUCAGUAAACUAGCUGGAAUAGAAAGUUCUGCUAUAAGUCUGCUAACAAGAGCUGUAGAGUUAGAUAGUAAUAAAAGAUACGAGGAAGCUGUCACUUGCUAUCAAGAAGGAUUACAGCUGCUCUUAGAGGUUCUAAAAGGUACAAAGGAUGAAUCCAAAAAACACAGAUUCCGUGAUAAAAUUCAAGAAUAUAUGUCAAGGGCCGAAGAGCUAAAAACAUUGGUUAAACAAGAAAAAGAAGAUGGAAAAUAUCAUGAACAGAUUCAUAUUGAUAAUGGUUCUAAAGGAAAUAGUUAUGAAAAGUUAUUCUCAAGAUUUUUUGAUAAUAAUGUUACCUCUGUUGAAAUUGAAGAUCCUUAUAUUAGAUCCACACAUCAGAUCUAUAAUUUAUUGAGAUUUUGUGAAUUGGUUGUGAAAUUAAAGUGUCCUGUUAGAACAAUAACAUUAACAACUAGUAGAGAUGAGAAUACCCAGAAACAAGAACAGAAUCUUGGACAAGUUAAGAAUGGUUUACAGCAUCAUGGUAUUGAGUUAAUUAUCCAGUAUUCUACCACAUUACAUGAUAGAGAAAUUAGGUUAGAUACAGGCUGGGUGAUAAAAAUAGGACGUGGUUUAGACAUUUAUAAAGGUGUAGAUAAAUUUGCUGUUGGUUUCUGUGAUUUUGAUCUUAGGCCGUGCCAUGAAACUACAAUAGAUGUAUUUCAUAGGAAAAACAUGAAAGGAAGUUGA